CUACAACUAGUACGGUUUAAAAUAGACGCCGGCCACCGGUCUCUGGCCGCCGCGACGCGCCGGCUUUAUUUUAAUAUAUCGACCACGUGAGCGGACCCGGUUUUCCAAAAAAGUUCCGAAGAUACGCCCCGUAACAAGUUCUGUUUUGAUUUUGUUUUCCAGGAAAAAAAAUGGCUUAUUGUUGGGACAACAGGGUGGCUUUCGUAGUUAAGUAUCUCUAUGAUCUGGAUAAUAAUGGUUUCUUAGAUGAACGAGAUUUCGCCUGCCUAGCUUUAAGAGCCACAAUCAUUGAGGGAAAGGGCGAAUUCAGUUUUUCCAAGCUUCAAGAAAACCAACACAUUAUGCUUAGUUUAUGGGAAGAAAUAGCGGAAUUGGCAGAUUUCAAUAAGGAGCUAUUGCAGGACGGCAAAAUCACCACCGACGAGUUCAAGCAGGCGGUGCAACAAUGCUGCGUGGGCAAACGAUACGAAGAUUUUCCUCAAGCCAUGAAGAUGUUCAUCGAUUCCAAUUUCAAAAUGGUCGAUAUCAACGACGACGGUGUCAUCGACGCUGACGAAUACCGGUACAACUGCAUCACGAAGUUUGCAAUUGACGAUGUAGAAAUCGUGGACGAAGCGUUCAAUAACUUGCUCAGUGAUGAUGAUAGAAGAAGAGGUGGAUUAACUCUAUCGAGGUAUCAAGAAUUGUAUGCCGAAUUUUUAGGAAAUCCUGUAGAGACUCCUGCUGUAUACCUAUUUGGUCCUUUGUCUGAGUUCUUUUGCGAGUAUGAAGUAUUAGAGUAAGAUUUUUUAAUAUUGCUAUGUGAAAUAAGUCUGACAUUAUAUUUUUUUCAUAAAGAAUAUUUGUCUUUGUCCCUUUUUAAUUUUUUUAUAAUAAGGAUAAGUCUAAUUUAACUAAUGAAAUAUCGUCUCUAGAUAAGUUUUUUGUUUUGUAUUUUUUUAUUUCAAUCAAUAAAAUAAACUUGAUAAAA
Molecule: messenger RNA, 970 nt
Organism: Sitophilus oryzae (rice weevil)
Lineage: Eukaryota; Metazoa; Arthropoda; Insecta; Coleoptera; Curculionidae
Gene: Scp1
Product: sarcoplasmic calcium-binding protein 1
Exons: 4
Coding region: 171-782 (203 amino acids)
Molecular function (GO): calcium ion binding
Source: RefSeq, a predicted model, not a curated record